Sceloporus undulatus (fence lizard) is the source of this 1536-nucleotide messenger RNA. Its product is annotated as carbonic anhydrase 4-like. Gene Ontology annotation, molecular function: carbonate dehydratase activity; zinc ion binding. Lineage: Eukaryota; Metazoa; Chordata; Lepidosauria; Squamata; Phrynosomatidae. Gene Ontology annotation, cellular component: plasma membrane. The transcript is spliced from 9 exons. The record is from RefSeq and is a predicted model, not a curated record. The coding region runs from base 136 to 1110 and encodes 324 amino acids.
CAGACUGGGUGGUGACCUUAAUGCAUAUAUAUGUAUAUUUGUAAAAGAAGCCAGGAUGCUCUCUUGCCAUCAGUGGUAUCAACUUGUCCAGCAAGAAGGAAAGAAACACACACCUGACAGCUGGCACAACAUACAAUGGCUCCUAUCUGGGUACCAGUAGUUCUUUCGGUGGCCCUUUUGCUCUUCAGAGGAAGCUACUCCAGUUCUGAAGGCUCCUGGUGUUACAAUGAACCACAGUGCGGUCCUAACACAUGGUUAUCAGUCGGUGAGUGUGCUGGCAAGAGACAGUCCCCCAUCAACAUCAUUUCAGCUGAAGCCAUCGCUAACCCCAGCUUAGGUGCAGUGACUCUCACCAACUAUGAUGACAGCAAAAAACUGCUGGAGAUCAAGAACACUGGAAAAACAGUUGAUAUAGAACUAGGAGAUGGGCUCUACCUUGCCGGUCAUGGUCUUCCAUCAUCAUACACAGCCAAAUCCUUCCACCUCCAUUGGGGAAAUGGUGUCUCCAAGCCAGGAUCUGAGCACAAUAUAGAUGGCAAACGCUACUCUAUGGAGUUACAUAUUGUGCAUACCAAAAACAACAUGAGUGUAUCGGAUGCAGUGAAGGACCCAGAAGGCAUUGCUGUAUUGGGAUUCUUUCUUGAGGGCUCUGAGAAGGCAAAAGGAAAGACAGCUCAAGCAUGGGAACUGUUUACAAAAAACCUUCAGAAAGUCUCUGAAAAAGGUGAAGAUACAGAUCUCACCAGCACUGUCUCUCUGCUGGACCUGGUGGGAUCCACAGACCUGGGCCACUAUUACCGCUACUCUGGCUCCCUCACCACCCCCAAAUGCAGUGAGGCUGUAAUCUGGACCGUCUUUGCUAAACCUAUUCUGGUGUCGCCCAAAGUGGUAGCAGCUUUUCCAUCUGAACUCCAUUCCACAGAUUCCUCUAGUGGGCCCCAAAUAGAGAACAACUUCCGUCCCCUGCAAAAAAUUGGGGAACGGAAGGUGGAAGCGUCAGCUUCUUUGAAGGCCAAUUCUGCUUCCUCCUUCAUCUCGCAGCCAGUUAUGUUGCUUUUCUUCCUUUUUAUCACUACUUUGGCCUCCUCCUUACCUUUCCAAAGGCUGUAAGGGACAGGAAUCACAUGGAAGGAUGAGUCGGUAAGCUCUCCUGAAUGUUCACAGCUAGGCCAACAUCUUUCCUGUCCACCUACCUAUCAACCCAGUUUAUCCAGUAGCAAAACUCUACUGGCAAAUGACACUAAAAGAGUGUGAAGUACACUUUCCAGCAAUAACAGGACAAUAGAGAAGAAAGAGACACUACUUUUUUGGCAGAUUUUUGGAAAGCAAGUGCUGUUUAGUCUAUCCAAACUGGAGCUGAAGUGAAACUUUCUGGUCUAAACUAGCUACCUCUUGAAUGACACCCAAAACCUUAGAUUGCAAUGGGAAAAGCAAAAACAAAAAUAGGAUAUCUGAGUUUUCCUUGGGGUUAAACUCAAUGGCUUCAUCAGCAGACUGAGCAAUGAAACAUACCUUUCAGACCAAUACAGCAUACAC